GUCUGACCCACUUUCUGUCCGAAAUGGCUCUCACGUGGCUUCUGAAUGGUCAGAGGUGUGUCCUGGCUGACCCUGCCCUCCUGAGGAUCUUGCCUGUGGAAGGUCCGAGUUGCCUAUUUCCACUAUUAAGUUGAACAAGGACUCCUCAACCCAAUAGUCAUCAAGGCUGUUGGCCAACUAGUUAACAGAGCAAAGCAGCCAGUUGGUCCUGGCCUGAGAGAGGAGCCAGGUGUGCAGGACUCUGGGCCUGUGGGAUGAGUGGGAGAGUCCCCCUGGCAGAGAAGGCCCUGUCAGAACGCUAUGCCCGCCUCCGGUACAGGGACACUUCCUUGCUCAUUUGGCAACAGCAACAGCAGAAGUUGGAGUCUGUACCACCCAGUACAUACCUGAGCAGGAGCCGCAGCAUGUGGUACUCCCAGUAUGGAAAUGAGGCCAUCUUAGUCCGAGACAAAAACCAGCUCGGGGUCUCUAGGGACACUGGCCAGUCUAAGUUUUGCUCAAUCAUGUAAUUCCAGGGAGAAGACCUUUGAUGUCCAUGAAGAUCAAGCCAUGGUAUUAAAACCUCAACACCCAGAAACAUCAUCUAGGCCCUUUAUAGUGUGGCAUAACUGGUACCUAGAC
This is a messenger RNA of Acomys russatus (golden spiny mouse), 621 nucleotides long. It is a transcript of the gene Brd3os, whose product is annotated as BRD3 opposite strand. The coding region runs from base 255 to 509 and encodes 84 amino acids. The transcript has a single exon. NCBI's taxonomy places the organism in Eukaryota, Metazoa, Chordata, Mammalia, Rodentia, Muridae. The record is from RefSeq and is a predicted model, not a curated record.